Tribolium madens (black flour beetle) is the source of this 4125-nucleotide messenger RNA. RefSeq names its product sodium-dependent transporter bedraggled (gene bdg). Lineage: Eukaryota; Metazoa; Arthropoda; Insecta; Coleoptera; Tenebrionidae. Gene Ontology annotation, cellular component: membrane. The record is from RefSeq and is a predicted model, not a curated record. The coding region runs from base 143 to 3961 and encodes 1272 amino acids. The transcript is spliced from 12 exons. Gene Ontology annotation, biological process: sodium ion transmembrane transport.
UCGCCUCUACUGCCCACACAUACUUUCAAUAUUGUUAAUACCGCUUGGUCGGCUGGACAGACCUGCAGCAGAGUCGUGGAGUGUUCGAACGUGUUGUUCAGCAUCGAAUUCGAAUUAGGAGAUGGUAGCUUAAACCGUCAAAAUGUCUGAGAAUGCUGAUAGUGAAGGAGAUUUGAUUGAUCUUGGAUCACCGGUUCUACCUCGAAUUCCUCCAUUUCCCAGUCAAACUCCGGAAGAAAUCUCUGACAAUCUUCUCGAUUCUGAACUGCCAGUUCUCGAGCAAAAACUACAAACUAGUGCUAAAUCAAACGUCACAGAAAUUCGAAGACACAGCAUCGAUGUCGAAGACAUUCUAAUCACCAUAGAUGACGACAGUGAGUACCCCUUAUCUCGCCUCAAUUCCGUCAGACGAAGCAACAGUGAGGCCCUCAUUCACCACCCUAAGAACCACCUAGACAAAUCCUGGUCAUGUGAUAACCUCGAAGCUUUGACAAUCCUCAAAAACCUCGACGAAAUUUUGAACGCUUCCCUUUUGGAAUCCGACCAAAUCCUCAAUGACCACGACUCUGUCACAGAUGAGCAAACGCAAGAAACAAUCGAGGCUUGUCUGCUAGAUUUAGACAAUUAUCUCCAAGCAUUCGAUUCGAAUUCAUCGAAUUGUGUCGAAGAUCGGUCGAGUGUGAGAAGUAGUGCAAGUUCGUUGCAUUCGGAUUCGACUGAUGAUGCUGAUUUGAGGAACAGAUUGAGGCUGAUGGAAGAGAACUAUGCCCGGUUUUUGGCUGCAGGGUGUGUUAAUAGGGCGUAUGUUGACACUGAGACUAACGAGAGGACUCAGAGGAGGCCACUGAGUGCUUGUGAUGGACGCAGUGAAGCGUUGGAGCGCAACCAUCCGACCAGAGCCACGGUAGCUGUGGUCAAGAGGGAGCGGCCGGGAAAUACGAGCGCACCACCCUCGCCCCACCGGACAUCCGGCGCAGGUGACUCCGACGACGACAUCGACUGGAGCUGGCUGCAGGAAGCCGCACGUGGCGUAAACUCUGAACGGCGCGCACACGCCGCCGGUGACUGCUGUACCGGAACCGUAGUCGUGGAGCCCCUCCAAAGAGCCACUUCUUCUUCAGAAGUCCCCAAACCCAGCACCACGUGGUUGCGCUCUUCCAUGCGUCGAUUGCGACACUUCCGUUUGCCGAGCAAUGGGGAAAACGCCCCCAUGGAGACGCCCAGAGUAGAGCCGGUGCCGGAGGUGGUGCGACCCGUGAGUGCACCUUCGAGACUCUUGCCUAGAGAAGCCAGUGCAGUGUCGCAACAGCCGGCCGGGAGGGCCAGUUCGGCGUCGAGGAGUUUGUCCUCGAGUGUGAGCAGUUUAGCGUCGACGGUAGACACCUCGCACAGUUGUACCCCCGCACCGACGCCUACGCACAACCAGCAAGAAGCAAACAGCACGAGAAGAUCAUGUGAGAGACGCCGCGCUAGCGACAUGCCGGAAUCAGAGAGCCCUCUGGGACAGUGGCCUCACAGCUUAAGUUCCAUGAUGGCCUGUCUCGGCUGUACUCUAGGCCUUUUCAACAUUUCGCGGUUUGCGAUUUUGACUGUCCAUUUCGGCGCUAAUUUUAUUUUCCAAUUUGUUAUCCUAUCACUAGUCUUCGGUUUGCCACUUUUCACUCUCCAGUUAUGUCUCGGACAACAGCUAGGAGCCGGUGUUAUAGACAUGUGGCGGAUAUCGCCUUUGUUUCAAGGGGUCGGAGUUGCCCUUCUUAUCUCUCAAGCCCUCCUUGGGCUUUAUAGCAUAAUUGGAGUUUCAUGGAUGUUUGUUUUUUUCCGAGACUCGUUUAUUACCAAAAUGGAUAAAUAUCGAUGGGCUGAGCCUUAUAUGUUCUACAGGCCUGAUGUUCAACCACCUAUCAACGGGAGUUACAAACUCACAGAGACGAUUCCCGAUUAUUUCAGUGGAAUUGUCCUCCAGAGACACUAUUUAGCAACCGGAAGCUCGUAUGGAACAAUCAAAUUUCAACUAGCUUUUAACUUGGCUGUUGUUUGGAUGAUUGUUUUUGUAUCUUUAAGCAAAGGAUUAAGAUCUUAUGGCAAAGUGAUUUACGUUUUUACACUUUUGCCUGUCUUUGGUACUUUUGUCUUGUGUGCCAAAAUUUUAGGCUUAAUGCCGACUGAUUAUGAUAGUUUUACUUUUCCUGAAGCCUCUUGGAAUGAGUUCUUCCUUAAUCCAAAGAGUUGGUUAGCGGCUGCCCAAGAAACUUUUCUAACUUGGGGGAUGCUAGGAGCUGCAGUUAUGCAAAUCGCAUCACACAAUAAGCACAAACAUUUGCUUCAAAGGGAUUCUAGUCUAGUAGCUGUAAUAACUUUAACGGUUUUGAUACUUAUGGGUUUUUUGGCCAAUAAAAGUGUCGAAAUUUUGCGCACUUUUGGCUACAAUUACUUACCUGAUUCUUUCGAAAAUAUAAACUCUUACACAUUUCUCGAAUCAACAAGAGGUCGAGUACCUCCAAAAUACUCCAAUACUCCAAUCAAAUACAUGGUUCACAAUUCGUUCUUUUUGGGAGAGAAGGUGAUACGACCGGGGGUUGACAGUAGCGUGGAAAGUGGCUACCAGGCUCUCCGACUCGCUACUGAACUGGUUCCCGCCACUUUUGCCGUCUUGGGGGCCGAAAAAAUGUCACCAUUCUGGGCUGUGUUAUUUUAUUUUAUCUUAAUUUUGUUUGGUAUAGCCCAACAGUUGGCAAUAUGGCAUUGUGUGAUAACCGGAAUUAUGGCUAUUAAAGCCCAAGUACUGAAAUCAUGGGAGACUACUAUAACACUUUUUAGUUGCAUUUGUGGCUACAUUCUUGGACUUCCAAUGGCCACAGAGUUUGGGAUAUACGUGGUCUUUUUUAUGGACUACACAGUGGGUGGGCUGUGGUGGCUCAUUGUUAUCAUCCUCCUCCAAAUCAUUGCAGUGUUUAUGGUCCGGGGGCGCCCCUACAGUGGUGACACAGUUGUCACAGCAUUGUUUACACCAAAUAAUCACCCGUGUAUAUUAAGUUGGGCCCCAGCCUUACUGUCUUUUACAUGGAACGUAAUUUUACCUGUAGCUUUAAUGGUCUUAUGUAUCAGUACAGUGAGAAAUGGUAACUUUAGGGACAUUUUUGUUUGGCACCAUGCUCCCGUUCCGGAAUACUGGCCUUUGUGGGCCCGCCAGUUUGGUUCUAUGUUACAAUUAGUACCAAUCCUCCUUGUUCCUCUAGUAGCAGUAAUACAGAGUUACAGAUAUCUCAGUAAUGGUCCUACCGACAUUUUAGAGGAGUACGAAGAUCAAUCCAAUCAUAGAAUACAAUUGUUGUACAGGCCACCAAUAGGCGAACACAUGACGGAUUUGGCCGUUCACGAGGCAGUUAUUGCUAAUAACAAUGCAAACAACUCUUCACCCAACACCCUAGGUGUGACGGAGGAUCCACCCCCGAAAUACACACCUCCGCCGUCAUACACUACAGCAACGGGGGCUCGCCUUGCUAAAUUUUUGCGGCAAAGUAUCAGAAGGUCGGUCCGGAGGCUUGCGAAUGUCUUGGGGGAGAGUAGUACGGCGAGACUGAGGUCAAACUUACCCCAAACUCAACCACCACCGCCCGAUUACAACGCAGUUCUAGUCGAAAUGAGUCAAACGAAUAGUACUGAUGUUUCAAUCUCGGUUCCUGAUGCUAGUACUAGGAUUUCGACUCUGGAACGGCUGAGAAACAUUCAGCCGACUCCCGGAUCCCCGACUCUCACAGCAGCGGAAGUAGCGUCAAUACUUAGGAGUAGUUUCCGGAGAAGUAAUAUCAGAAGAAAUAAUAAUUUUCCCGAUGAUAGUGUCGCUUCACUCAGUGCGGAAAAUCUGGUCGAUUCGGCGGCACCGAUCGGUGAAACAUCGCUGGUUUUAGAUCACUUGCCCCAAGAUACUGUUAAACGUGAAUCUAACUCAUCUGUGAUAUAAGUUAUUGUUUCGAUUUAGUACCGGCACUCUUAUUUAUGAGUUAAUGUCUUUUCGGUAUGUCCAAAAGAUGUUUUUUUUUACUUUUGUAACCAACUUCAUUAUUAUAUAAUGUAAAGAACUGAUACAUAGAAUGUACAAAAAAUUAAACUGAUCUAAUUUAAAAA